Cololabis saira (Pacific saury) is the source of this 3613-nucleotide messenger RNA. It is a transcript of the gene shoc2, whose product is annotated as SHOC2 leucine rich repeat scaffold protein. NCBI's taxonomy places the organism in Eukaryota, Metazoa, Chordata, Actinopteri, Beloniformes, Belonidae. Gene Ontology annotation, molecular function: protein binding. Bases 451 to 2199 code for a protein of 582 amino acids. The transcript has 9 exons. The record is from RefSeq and is a predicted model, not a curated record.
AGCAGCAGAGUAGCAGAGGAGGAAGCAGCGGGGAUGGCGGAGGCACACCUCUGAAGAAAAUAUAGGACGGUUUAAAAAACAAAAAAACACACAUCUUGUUGGACUUUGCAGCCUGAAAGAACUUCUCUCUGAAGGUCCAGGGAUUGUAUGCAGUUCAAAGCUCAAGCAUGUGGCCCAUAUAUACCCCAAAUGACCUACUUCAAAGGAUUAUUUCUCUCAUGGCCUUUUAGCAAAGGAACACAGCAUUACAAGUAUACCAAAAAAAAGAAAAACAAGACAGACCUUUGGAUGACAGAGAUUUUAUUUCUAAGGUAACUCUAAAUGUUUUGGCUUGCAUGGGGAUGUUUUCUUUAGAAGUCUCCUUCACUGUCUGUGUCCCUUUAUUUCUAAAUAAGUAACCUGACGAAAGAGUCCCAUGAGCAACUCUGCUGGUGGACCAAUAACGUCAACAUGAGUAGUACUUUAGGCAAAGAAAAAGAUUCUAAAGAAAAGGACCCCAAAGGUGGUCCAGUGGGUAAAGAAAGGGAAAAAGAGGCUAAGGCUUUGGCCAGCUUAGUCAAAGAUGGUGGCAAAGACACGAAGACCAAAGGGAAAGAAGCCAAAGACGGAAAGAAGGACACAAGCAGCUCGACACCGGGUGUUGCCUUUUCUGUUGACAAUACAAUAAAACGGCCAAACCCGGCACAAGGUACACGCAAGAAAUCAAGUAAUGCAGAGGUUAUCAAAGAGCUUAAUAAAUGUCGGGAGGAGAACUCAAUGAGACUGGACCUAUCGAAGCGGUCUAUUCACAUGCUACCCACCUCUAUUAAGGAACUGAGUCAGUUGGCAGAACUCUACUUGUAUAGCAACAAGCUACAGAGCCUACCAGCAGAGGUGGGUUGCCUGUCAGGGCUGGUCACUCUGGCCCUCAGCGAAAACUCCUUGACUAGUUUGCCCGACUCCCUGGACUCAUUGAAGAUGCUUCAAAUGCUUGACCUCCGGCACAACAAGCUCAGAGAGAUACCUGCAGUUGUCUAUCGACUGACAUCCCUGACCACGCUGUACCUGCGCUUCAAUCGCAUCACAACAGUGGAGAAGGACAUCCGAAACCUGUCUAAACUCACCAUGCUAAGCAUCCGUGAGAACAAGAUUAAACAGCUACCGGCAGAGAUAGGGGAGCUAUGCAGGCUCAUUACUCUGGAUGUUGCCCAUAACCAGUUGGAACAUCUUCCGAAGGAGAUUGGAAAUUGCACACAGAUAACCAACCUUGACUUGCAGCACAAUGAGCUGUUGGACCUCCCAGAGACUAUAGGUAAUUUGGCAAGCAUUAAUCGCUUGGGUCUGCGAUAUAAUAGAUUGUCAGCCAUUCCCAGGUCAUUAGCCAAAUGUAGAGAACUGGAGGAGCUAAAUCUUGAAAACAACAACAUCUCAGUGUUGCCAGAGGGCCUGCUGUCAAGUUUGGUAAACCUGACAAGUCUAACACUGGCGAGAAACUGUUUCCAAUCUUACCCAGUUGGUGGACCAUCGCAGUUCUCCACCAUCUACUCUCUCAACAUGGAGCACAACUAUAUCAACAAGAUCCCAUUUGGUAUCUUCUCCAGGGCCAAAGUGCUAAGCAAGCUUAACAUGAAGGACAACCAACUAACAUCUUUACCAUUGGAUUUUGGAACGUGGACCAGCAUGGUUGAACUUAACCUGGCCACCAAUCAGCUGACCAAGAUCCCAGAAGACGUCUGUGGUCUUGUCUCUCUGGAGGUGUUAAUAUUGUCCAAUAAUCUUCUCAAGAAGUUGCCGCAUGGUAUUGGGAAUUUGAGAAAGUUGCGAGAGCUUGACUUGGAGGAAAACAAGCUGGAAUGUCUACCAAAUGAAAUCGCUUACCUUAAAGAUUUACAGAAAUUGGUGUUGACCAAUAAUCAGCUGACUACGUUACCCAGAGGCAUUGGACACCUCACCAACCUGACCCAUCUGGGUUUGGGGGAGAACCUUCUACAACACCUUCCUGAGGAGAUUGGCACGUUGGAGAAUUUGGAGGAACUGUACCUCAACGACAACCCUAACCUUCACAGCCUCCCAUUCGAGCUGGCCCUCUGCAGCAAGUUGUCCAUAAUGAGCAUAGAGAACUGUCCCCUCACACACCUGCCGCCUCAGAUUGUGGCAGGAGGCCCCUCUUUCAUCAUCCAGUUCCUGAAGAUGCAGGGACCGUACCGUGCCAUGGUCUGACCUCGGAGCAGCUCGGUGCCAGUCCUGCAUACCUUCCACCUGCUCUCUCAGCACCCUCUUGCCUGCCUGCCCCUGUUAUGUGUAUCAUACACUGUAAAGAAAAGGGACUCGCCACGGUUAGUGUCAGUGGCAAGGAAGGGGGAGGUUUAUGAAGAUGUUUUGUUCUCUACUUCUGGGCAGAAGCAAAGCAAAUGUUUUUCGAGACUUUACUCCUGUGCUCCUCUACAGUUGAUCAGUCAGUUUAGGACCCCAGUCACCAACCCCAUUCAUCCUCCAUCCCAAAUCAUACAAGAGGAAAAUAUCUCCACCUGUUUUGCCAAAAUUGUGUGUGCGUGUGUGUGUAUAUUUAUAUUUAUAUAUAUAUACAUACAUGCAUAAACAUAAAGUGAGCUAAAGGGCAAGAUUUCAAACGUUUAAACCAUGCUCCCAUUGCCAAUGUACUUACAGUAAUUAUCACAUCUAUUAUGUGAGCAAGGAUACAACUGUAUGCAAAAACAAACAAGUCUUUGGAACUUCUCAUUUUCUGCUGCUGCCAUACUUUCAACCUUUGUCAUCUUGUGCUUUCUUUAAUAUUUUUAAACAUCAUUUUCCCAGGUCAUAACUUGUGUUAAUUGCUUUUUGACCAUAGAGAACAAAGGUCUAAUGAUGGUGUACAGGUUAUGAUUAUUAUAUAUAUAUUUUUUUUGUUUUUCUCACUUAAUUUUUUUUCCUUUUUUUUUUUUUUACCUUAAAUGUUUAAAAAAAUACUGUGCCUAUGUUUAGAGUGAUCCAGUGGUUCAUUUCUAAACAAAUUUCUUCAUGAAAAUACAAAGAUAUAAAUUAUUUCAAAUACUUUAUCACUGCUGUUUUUUUUUUUACUUUUUAGUUUUCUUACUUGGUUUAAGUGUUGCUGUUGCAUUAAUCUGUCUUGCAAGCGAUUUCAAUUUUAAAAUAUGACUAUUUGAGAUCGCUUUUAAAAAAUAGCAGCAGAAUUUGUUCAACAUGGAGCAAGACUUGUAUAGAUAUGAGGAAUACCAACAUACAUUCUUGGGAGGACAGCUUGGACCUUUUCUUUUUUUCUUAAUUUUUUUGUUUUUGUCCCCCCAAAAAUGGGUGGUGAGGUGUCUCCCUGUACGUUGAUUAUGUGCAUCAAAAAACUAUUCGAAAAAAAAGUCAAAUAGGUGAUGGAAUAAAUUAUAGAUGUUUUUAUAUAUGUAUGCAAUUUAUGGUUGUUGCCUUGAGUGCAAUUUUUAGUUAUGUUUACUUGUUUGAUAUUAUCUCCAGUGUUGGUCUUCUUAUCUGUCAUCCAGUUGAUCAUUGACCAACAUAUCAAGUGUUGUUUUUUUUUUUUUUUAACACAUUUUCUCUGCUCUGGAGCAAGUAGUAAGUGUAUCAGAGCUUCAAAAAUAUUUGAUAAUAAAAUCUUGACAGGUAA